Trichosurus vulpecula (common brushtail) is the source of this 546-nucleotide messenger RNA. RefSeq names its product 40S ribosomal protein S17-like. NCBI's taxonomy places the organism in Eukaryota, Metazoa, Chordata, Mammalia, Diprotodontia, Phalangeridae. The transcript has a single exon. Gene Ontology annotation, biological process: translation. The coding region runs from base 1 to 489 and encodes 162 amino acids. Gene Ontology annotation, molecular function: structural constituent of ribosome. Gene Ontology annotation, cellular component: ribosome. The record is from RefSeq and is a predicted model, not a curated record.
AUGGAAAAGGAGGUCCAAAGGACCGCUGAAGGAAAUAUCACCUUAAAAAUUAGAUCGAACCCUUCACCCUCAGGAGCCAACAUGGGUCGCGUUCGGACCAAGACCGUGAAGAAGGCGGCGCGAGUCAUCAUCGAAAAGUACUACACCCGCCUGGGCAAUGACUUCCACACCAACAAGCGCGUGUGUGAGGAGAUCGCCAUCAUCCCCAGCAAGAAGCUCCGCAACAAGAUCGCGGGAUAUGUUACUCAUCUGAUGAAGCGAAUCCAGAGAGGCCCUGUGAGAGGUAUCUCCAUCAAACUGCAGGAAGAAGAAAGAGAAAGGAGGGAUAACUAUGUCCCAGAGGUCUCUGCUUUGGAUCAGGAAAUUAUUGAAGUGGACCCUGACACCAAAGAAAUGUUGAAACUCCUGGACUUUGGCAGUUUGUCCAACCUGCAAGUUACCCAGCCCACAGUUGGGAUGAACUUCAAAACACCAAGAGGAGCUGUUUAAUAUUUACUUUUGCCUUCUUUCCAAUAAACAUGGGAAUGCCCCACAAAAAAAAAAAAA